GGUUACGUCACAUACCAAGCAUUCAGACACGAUCAAAGUUAUUCUACUGGAAAUAUGGAAUUACGGUUGCACUCUCCAGCUGGAGCUGAACCCAUAGUAUAUCAGUGGCCCCUUACUUCUGGGUCAGGAUCAGAUCGACAUGACGGAGCACUCGAUGUUGUGGAAACAAUGCGAUGGGUAUGCGAAGAUUUACCCGAUUUGAAAAUACCUCUGGAAAAUAACAUUCUUUGCAACUAUGAUACGCAUAAUUACGAGAGUAUGAAAAAUUUAUGCGACAAAUUUAACCGAGCUAUUGACAGUCGGGUCCAAUUGGAAAAAGGUACUAGUCUGCCAAUGCAAAGACUAAAUAAAAGACCUAGUAGAGGGUUACUCCGUCAUAUACUUCAGCAGACGUAUAAUCAAGCAGUAGUAGAGCCAGAUAAAUUGAAUCAGUACGAACCCUUUUCGCCAGAAGUCUAUGGAGAAACAAGCUAUGAACUUGUCUGCCAAAUGAUUGAUCAAAUUGCUGUCACCGACGACGACGUAUUUGUAGACCUAGGAUCUGGCGUAGGGCAGGUAGUUCUUCAAAUGGCAGCUGCUACUUCUUGCAAAAUUUGCAUAGGCGUAGAAAGAGCUGAUGUCCCAUCCAGAUAUGCACAGAGCAUGGAGUAUAACUUUCGGAAGUGGUUAAGUUGGUACGGUAAGCGUUGUGGAGAAUACCGGCUGGUUAAAGGAGAUUUUCUCGCUGACGAACACCGUGAAAGUAUAACAGGGGCCACUAUUGUUUUUGUGAACAAUUUCGCGUUUGGUCCAACGGUAGAUCACCAAUUGAAAGAACGUUUUGCCGACUUGCGAGAUGGUGCGAGAAUCGUUUCAUCAAAAUCCUUUUGCCCGCUGAACUUCCGCAUUACUGACCGUAAUCUUAGUGAUAUAGGUACCAUAAUGCACGUCUCAGAAAUGUCCCCGCUAAAAGGGUCUGUGUCAUGGACUGGAAAACCAGUCUCGUAUUAUCUUCACGUUAUUGACAGAACGAAAUUAGAGAGAUAUUUCCAUCGGCUGAAAAAUAACAAAUCUGGGGGAUUAGACAUGGAACAAUCUGAUUCUGUGAUUAGUAACACUGCCAGCCACAGUAGUAGAACGUCAAGUCGAGGUGCUGAGAGGGGUGACCGGGCCAAAAGAGAUCUCUCUAGGCAACUCGACAGCCCCAAUCACUCCGAGCAACUGGGUACAAACAGCGAUUCUGAUUUAGAAGAAAGUAGCUUGAAGAAUCGCCGGCAGCCGUCUAAACUUCGUAGAAAAUUAAAUCGUAAACCCUCCAAUGGAGUUCCUAGGCCUCCAGCAAGAGGUCGCCAAAGAGGCAGAGGUGUGAAGAAAGCAAGGCCCAAGAAAGCUAUCAAUAUUUCGGGCCUGGAUUUACUUCACAGCCAAACAUUAUUGAGUACUUCACCCCAAGCACUCGGUAAAAAACCACCUCCUGCCCCUGGAUGCGUUGAUCAACAUCUUUCUUCUUUAUCACUUGCGCUCCAGCCGCAUUCUACUUCUGUUCAUGAAGAAUUAAGUAUACCAGCAGCCCCAUCUGCUACUCCUUAUGCUCUGCAAAUUUUGCUUGAUCUUCAUAGGGACCAAUUUAUGGUGAUGCUUGAGUCUAUGAGGACACCUGCUUACAGAAUAUCUGUAAAUACGGACAUCGCAAAAGAACGAGAGAGAAAUUCAAAGUUGCAGUCUAGAGCUGCUCAACUUGAAAAACAGAUAAAAGUGUUGAUUGAUGACAGUGUAGCAUUGUUGAAAGCUAGGAUGACAGAAUUGGGAAUUAAUGCAACUUCUCCAGGAGAUUUGUUGGCUAAGGCAAAGGAGAUUGUUUUAAGGCACAAACAGCUCCAAGCCAAAGCAAGUAAACUCCAAGCUCAAGUAUCUUCUAUGGAAGCUGAACAAUCUAGGCUCACAGCAAUUAGACAUCAAGAACUACAAGAAAAGUACAACAGUCAUACUCACAUCAACAGUCUUGCAAAUCCACCACAAUCCCUAACUCAAGACUAUAUAUUAAAAGAAAUAUCCGCCACCUUAUCGCAACGGAAGAGGCUGCAUACCCAGGUAUCAAAAUUGGAGCAUGAGCUAAAUGUGUUAGAACGAGUAAGCAAUGAAAAACCACCAGUGGCAGUGGUUCCGCAACAAUUGCGUGAAGUAGUUGGGUCUAAACAUACUCAAAAUCAGCACCAAUCGCUACAAAACAAAAGUGGUUUUUCACGUAAAAGUAGAGAAGGGCGUUCCAGAUCUCAGGAGUGGCCGGAUGUUCCUGACAUAGCAAAGAUUCAAGAGAAUAAUCCUGAAAUUUUAGCGCAAAAAAUCUUGGAAACAGGAAGACAGAUAGAAGCUGGUAGAAUACCAAAUAGAUCAAAUACGAACACGGUCACCACUGCCAGAGCCAAAUUACCUCAAGCAACGCUUAGCUUCUCGUCUACGUCUUCGUCCGUUCAAUCGCAAGUCAAUAGCAGAGAAUCGAUACACAAAGGCCAGGAACCGCCGAGAGUAGCUAAUUUUGAAGAUAGGUUAAAGAGCAUUAUCACGAGUGUUCUUAACGAAGAUCAACAAAAUAGGAGUAAGCAGAUGCAGUUGCAAGUGCAGCAGAUGCAGCGGCAAGUGGAACCAGAGAGGAAACGUGUUGCGUUACCACAAAAUGUUACCACUCCUGAUUAUACGCAGGUAUCUCCAGCAAAAUUGGCACUCCGAAGACACCUCUCACAGGAGCGUCUCUCUUCUCAUUUGACCACGUCAGACAGAUCUACAGUUGAUGGCCGACAAUUGCCGCCUGACAGUCGAAUAGCAGGAGUAGCAGGAAAUGUGGAAGGUGGAGGAGGUGCAGGUGCAGGUGGAGGAUCAGGAACUGGAACUGGUUCGAGUCCAGGAAUAGGAUCAGGAACAGGGGUAGGAGCAGGAGCAGGAGCAGGAGCAGGAAGAGGUGGCGGAACAACAGGUGAAGGAGGAGGAGGAGGAGGAGGAGGAGGAGGAGGCAGAGGUAGUGGGGGAAUGCUCGGGACCCGAACCAUUGGUGAUCUAGUGAGUGGAGAAAUUGAACGAACGCUUGAGAUCUCAAAUCAGACCAUCAUAAAUGCUGCAGUAGACAUGAGCGUUAUGGCACGUGCUGAAGCAGUCUAUUCACCAAUUAGUAGACCUGCUAGUGCCGAGGGCGAUGCGGGGUUAGUAACUCUAGCACAUGUAGCCAGCUACGCCCCCACUCCCACUCCAACUAGCAGUUCCACCCCCAUGACUGCUACUCGGUCAUCUGUUCUGUAUACUCCUACCACGCAACCACAGAGAUACACGCCGGUUCAGCUACCUCGAGCUGAUAUCAAACCUUAUCAUGAGUCUUACUUUACCGAUACUCCGUCGCAAAUUCCCACACAGUCUCAUCCUUCCCUACCCGUACAAUCGUCUCAAACAAUAGCCAACGGUGAAUUGCUACCUGUGGAAGGACUAGCUGCUUCUCUACAUGCGCGGUUACUCAACAACCAAAACACCACCACCAGUACUGUCAAAAGUGAACCAACUGUUCUGGGCAGUAGAAGGUAUCAACCAUACCCACGUUAUACAACUGGGAAUAGCAGUAGCAAUGGUAGCGGAGCUCCAUCGCAGUCACAUGCGGUGGUAUUGAUAAAAACUGAAACACCAGCUUCGAGUGUAAGCACGAGCGGUGCCCCUCUGAGUCCUUUGGUGGAACCCCACUCCAAUACGUCUACACCUCUAGUCGAUGAACCGCAAAUGACAAAUCAACGACAGCGAAAUGCAACAGGGGAUGACGAUGGGGAAGCUGACUGGCAGGACCGAAUCACCUCAGGGUUUGACCGACUAGUUGCAUUUGCAUCCACCGAAUUGGAUAAACGAAGAAGAUCGACCGAAGGAGUAAAUACUAGCCCAGAUAGCGGUUUGGGUUCUGAUAGUACAGUUACCGGUCCCCCACCUGUAGCUCCCUCCCCCGAUGAGGCUCUAGGUCCCCCACGAACCCCGUCUCCAACUAGUCCUCGUCCCCCAAAUCCACCAGCGAAUAAUAUCACUUCAUCGGUACCCCUCAAGUAUCAACGACAACAGCCUGACCCAGAGCGACACCAUUUCAAAAAGAAAUUUUUUCAUAGGGAUUGGAAUAACUCGGGGGGGACUAGUAAGUUUCGCCCAAAGGGAAAGGACUGGGAUUGGCAUAGUUCUGGGCAAUGGCCUCCUAAUGGUGAUCAGUCCUAACCCAUCCCUUAACAGCCCACUUAUUACAACUAAAGCGCUUUUCACCAUUGAAUCGGAAAUUCAAGUUUACCGCAGAAAACUGAUUUCUUCAAAAUAUUAGCUAAAAUCCGAUGUUAUGUUAUCUGGAGUAGAUUCUUCAAAUGUAUAUCAUAAAUUUAUUAGACUUAUUUCAUUAUACAAAAUAUGGAUAAACCAAAGCAAUGAAUAGCCACCUUUCCUAGAUGUAACAUCUAUGAAGUUGUGCUGUCCAUACGUUAACAUAACUGACAUGAAUUAUCGUGGUGCCAGCGAAGUGGUGGUUCUUCAAGUAUACCGCCAGGAAAAUUAAACUCUGCCGUUAUUGCGUUUAGUCACUAAUAUAAAAGGUGGAAACUGUUGUCAAUGAGAGUAGCCGUGUCAGUAUAGCAGGUAUGUCUUGAUCUGGACGUAUUAAAAUUUGGAGUCUAUUACAUUGAGUCACAAUUAGCUAAAAAUACGAUGAAUUCUGUCAGAUUUUGAUGUCACGAUUCAUAGGAUAUGUUUAUGUCACGAUUUAGCGAAAUUUUGUAGUGCCGUCCUACGUCGUUUCUCUCUAUUAUCGUAUGAAAAAUUCUUUAAUUUUGGAUGUAUUCGAGACUCUGAAUUUUUUUACUUUGUUCGUGAAUAUUUGUUAUUAACAAUCUUAGGUUUCAUGCAAUCUCUAAUUGAUUGGUUGUAUAGAUUUAAAAAAUCUAACAACAUUUAGAAAGUCUGCCAAGCAGAAGGUGAACUAUUUUGGAGUUAAUCAGUUUUCAUUUCCAUGCUGCAGCAUAAUUCAAGCACACGAAAUAAUGAAAAACGUAAGAUGUUGCAAAAGAAUGUGAUUGUACCCGAUGAAUGUGGAAAGCACUUUGUUUGCAAUGCAUAACUGUAAUUAAUGAAUAAUUAUUUGAUAACCCCCUAUACAAUGGUACAUACAUACAUAUAGUUAUUGUGAUGUAGUCACCUACCGACUGUAGCAUGUUACAUACACUGCCGAAUCUAUAUAGAUUAAUUUUAUUACUAUUGAUCAUGAUUAUUAUUUAUUGUUUUUAUUGGAAUAUUUUAAUACUAAGGUUUUUGUAACGAG
Messenger RNA from Athalia rosae (coleseed sawfly), 5296 nucleotides. RefSeq names its product histone-lysine N-methyltransferase, H3 lysine-79 specific (gene gpp). NCBI's taxonomy places the organism in Eukaryota, Metazoa, Arthropoda, Insecta, Hymenoptera, Athaliidae. The record is from RefSeq and is a predicted model, not a curated record. Gene Ontology annotation, molecular function: histone H3K79 methyltransferase activity. Bases 55 to 4209 code for a protein of 1384 amino acids. Gene Ontology annotation, cellular component: nucleus. The transcript is spliced from 11 exons. Gene Ontology annotation, biological process: DNA damage checkpoint signaling; regulation of transcription regulatory region DNA binding; DNA repair.